Molecule: messenger RNA, 939 nt
Organism: Erinaceus europaeus (western European hedgehog)
Lineage: Eukaryota; Metazoa; Chordata; Mammalia; Eulipotyphla; Erinaceidae
Product: taste receptor type 2 member 7-like
Exons: 1
Coding region: 1-939 (312 amino acids)
Biological process (GO): G protein-coupled receptor signaling pathway; detection of chemical stimulus involved in sensory perception of bitter taste; sensory perception of taste
Cellular component (GO): membrane
Molecular function (GO): bitter taste receptor activity; G protein-coupled receptor activity
Source: RefSeq, a predicted model, not a curated record
AUGUCAGAGAAAGUGAACAGAAUCUUAAUGUUUGUUGUGACUGGAGAAUUUGUAGUGGGGAUCCUAGGGAAUGCAUUCAUUGGACUAGUAAACUGCAUGGACUGGAUCAAGAAAAGGAAAAUUGCCUCCAUUGAUAUGAUCCUCACAAGUCUGGCCAUUUCCAGAAUUUGUCUCUUGUGUAUAAUAUUAUUGGAUUGUUUCACGUUGGUGCUAUAUCCAGAUGUCUAUGCUACUGGUAAACAAAUGAGAAUCAUUGACUUUUUCUGGACACUAACCAACCAUUUAAGUGUCUGGUUUGCCACCUGCCUCAGCAUCUUCUAUUUCCUCAAGAUUGCGAAUUUCUUCCAUCCUCUUUUCUUCUGGCUGAAGUGGAGAAUUGACCGCCUGGUUCUAAAGAUCCUACUGGGGUGCUUGGCCAUCUCCGUUUUUAUUAGCCUUCCUGUCACAAGGAAUCUGAACAAUGAUUUCAGGCUUUGUGUCAAGGCCAAGUGGAAAAGAAACUUAACGUUGAAAUGCAGAGACAGUAAAGCUCAAUAUGCCUCCAUUAAGAUCUAUCUCAACCUGUUAACGUUUUUCCCUUUUACUGUGUCCCUAAUCUCAUUUCUGCUCUUGAUCCUCUCCCUGUGGCGACACACCAAGCAGAUGCAGUUCACUGCCACCGGCUGCCAAGACACAAGCAUGCAAGCCCACGUGGGAGCCAUGAAAGCUGUCAUCUCCUUCCUCCUUCUCUUCAUUGCAUACUAUUUGGCCUUUCUUGUGGCCACAUCCAGCUACUUUCUACCAGAGACUGAAUUAGCUGUGAUGGUUGGUGAGUUGGUAGCUCUCAUUUACCCCUCCAGCCACUCAUUUAUACUAAUUAUUGGAAACACUAAAUUAAGACAAGCAUCUCUACAGGUGCUAUGGAAAGUAAAGACUACCUUCAAAAGAAGAAAUUUCUAA